UUCCGGAUCACCUGACUUAGACAUCUCACGCAUCACUCUAGACCAUCACUCUAUUUGUGAUCAUUGCCUGAUACAUUCUUUUUUUUUCUUUUUGGUCUUUUUGCCAUUUCUUAGGCCACUCCCGCGGCCUAUGGAAGUUCCCAGGCUAGGGGUCCAAUCGGAGCUGCAGCCGCUGGUCUACGCCAGAGCCACAGCAAUGCCAUAUCUGAGCCGUAUCUGCGACCUACACCCCAGCUCACGGCAACACUGGAUCCUUAACCCACUGAGCGAGGCCAGGGACCGAACCCGCAACCUCAUGGUUCCUAGUCAGAUUCGUUAACCACUGAGCCACGAUGGGAACUCCGCCUGACACAUUCUUAUUUAUUAAUGGUGUUUGUUGUCUGCCCCUUUGCCCACUAGAACACCAGCUUCCUGAAGGUGGAGGAAUUUGUCUAACAUUUUAGCUGCCACUUCUGAGACCCAAGAAGAGUGGUCGAAGCUGGCACUUAAAAUACAAGUAUGUGGUUUCCACAAAUAACUCUGGAGCAUGGAUUCUGGCUCGAAGUCCUGAAGUUGCAAAGACACCAUGGGAAAUCCAAUGACGCUGAAGGCCAUGCAGAAUGGAGAGGAAGCCUUUGAUUCACUAUGUUCAUGGUGGUUAUCAGGGCCGUCUCCGCACCCUGGCACAGGCAUGCUUCAGAAAUUUCCAGAGAUAAUACAUUUUACAAAUUUCAAGCCGGCUUUCCGCCUACACGUGCUACCAUGACCCUCGCCAGAAAUUCCCUGUGGGGCGCUGCACCUCAGCUCCUGAAAGUCACAUGUUCCUCGGGGGUUGCACCUGUCAACCUGGGGCUUCAAGAUCUCUUCUAGUCAAAUCAACAAGUCCUUUCCAAGAAGAAAUCACAAAGACAUCUUCUCCUUCCUGUGUGUGCCUGUGUGUGUCUACACUGAGUCAGGCGUCUGCCCACCUUGAGGGUAACCUCAGCAUUUCCUUCCAGCCUUGCUUUCACCCAGUCCUGGGUGGCAGUGUUUUCUGCAGAAAAGCUGAUUAAUGAUUUUUUCAUGGACCCAUGGGCGGGACGUUGACGGUCCUUCCUUGCAACUGGCCCUUUAUAUAUCUCCUGAAGACCAUGGCAAGUACAUCUGGCUUGAGAAGCCUUUGCUGGAGCAGCUUUGCCCUCACCCCACCAUGGUCUCCCAAACAGGUACCAGCAGGUCCUGCUGCUGCCACUGCCGCUGCUGCCGUGGACUCUGGGGCACAAUCCGGUCUCACCCGACAGAGAGGAAGACUGGGGAGGCUCAGCCCCGGGGCUGCUUGACUACGGCUUAAGUGCUUGAAGCUGGGCGGGCAGGGGUGUGCGGUCCAGGCGUCUCACAGUAUCACUUUCUUUCUCCAGGAUGUGCCAGGUUUGCCCUGUUCCUGAUCUGCUGUUGGGGAACCUUGUUGUCCUCCCAUAUGGCACCCACCUCUGUGCCAUCUCCAGAAGAACAAAAAGGCAUAAUCAAGGAAUUACAGGCCUCAGUGAAGAAAGUUUUGAAAGACUACGUAAGUGCCCUUGUGAUUUCUUUUCCAAAUCAUUUUCGUAAAAUGCCUCCCCUUGGUCCCCAGGGGAAGCCUAAUCUUUUGAGUCCUGGAGCGAGGGCUGUGGAUACACCACAGAGGAAUGGGAAGAACGGUAGCUGUUGGGAUUUCUGUCUGUUUUGCCAAACUAACCCUCGCCUGUCGCUCCUCCUUGUUCCACAGGAAGAGAAAGAGAAAGGUGUGCAGGAACAGGAGCGGUUCCAGAUACCGUGUCUCACUUUCAACCCCCAAUCGCCACACAACAUCGAGAGCUCAGCCAUCCUGCCUUAUCUCAGAGCCAUCAAGCGUUCGUUCGAUAACGACGAUGACAUAAUUGACAUCAUAAACCAUCUCCACAAACUCAAAUUUCAGCAGGGGCCAGAAACAACAGUUCCUGUGCCUACAAAUAGCUUUGAAGGUAAAAGCUUCACCUUGUCUAUUUUAAAAGCAUUUUCAAAGUGUCUGACAUCUGACUUCAAUUCCCACGAUCCUCGGAGGGGCCAGUCUUGAGAGCUGAGAUUGACCUGUCUGAGCUAACCUGAGAAAGAUUUCAAGUUCCGUCAUUGUUAUUUGUCUUCUUAUUUAUUGAACAUUGUUCUUCUGAAGACUUAAAUCUUGUUGUACCCUUGGAAGGGCCGGAGGUGGCAGCUAUGUUAAUUUAUUGAUAUUUAUCAUAUUAAGAUUGUUAUUGAUCCUUGGAGGAGCCCUUGGAAACUAUUUAAUAAAUUAUAUUGAAUUUUUCUCAUAAUCUGUUCUGGAUUCUGUGCAUGGGUGAAAACUGGUGACUGGAGAUCCGGGUGGGGCAAUGUUCUGGCUGAGGGAGUUUGGGGUGUGCAGUAGAAAUAGAUGCUACGUCCGUCCUUCAGGGCUAUUUCUCCCCACCCAUCAGGCUUAGUAGCUUAGUAGCAAACGAUAAUAAUUCUAGCAGCAACAACCACUGACUGGACAUUUUCUUGCUGGGCUCAGUAAGUACCACUCUUGUCCUCUUUUUAUAGGUGGGGAAACUGAGGCAAGAAGUUAUUUAGUCACUUGCCCAAGGCCAUUCUGCUGUUAUGCAGCGGGGGUGGUGCGGGACACAAGCCUACUCUUCAUCACCCUUGCAACCUUUGUCCCUCCCUGGGCAGUGGCUGGGUCUUGGAGGUACUUAAACGCCAUGCUCGGCACAGAGCACUCAUGCAGGAGCCACUGCACGGUUCCCCACUGGAUUCCCAGUGCCUCUGCCCCUGCAAAGGUCUGUUCAUCAUUUCACCAGUGACCAUAGCCAGGACCAAGGAUUUAAUCAUUUGAAGAGAUGGGUCCAAAGCUGUUAAUGGUUCUUAGAGAUCAUCUGGACCAAAGGUUCUCAAAGCAUGUCUCGGGACCAACAGCAUCAGCAUCACCUGGCAACGUGCCAGAAACACAAAUCCCUGGGCCUUUCCCAGGAUGACUGAAUCAGAUAUUUUGGGGGUGCAGCUGGCAACUUUUGUUUGAAUGAAACCUCCAGGUGAUUUGUAUACAUGCUCCAGCCUGGGAACCACUGAUUCUGGGUUCACCAGAACCUUCGUCUUUACCUUAAUUGGGGGGAAACUGAAGCCCAAAGACAGCAUGUGCAAGGAAGACAAGGUUAGGACUGUGAGAUACACAGGCCAGCCUCUGCUUCUCACUCGGACUCUCGUGGGCAUUUCUACUCCAAUUCCACACCAGGCUUUUCAAGCCCCCACAUGGCCUAGCCUCUGGUGACAGUCAAUCCUUCCAAAAAUAUCCCCUGUGCUUGGACAUCUGUCAUGCUUUUUGACUGUUCUAUAUUGGAACAUGUUGACUAUCAUUAGAAAAGUUAUCCAAAACAGGGAAUCAAGGCAAAAAGAUGACCGUAUGUCCUUCCAAAGAAUGAAAUUAGUGUCUACUGGUCUGUAGAGAUACAAAUAAAUAAAUGAAGGAAAAAGGACAGAUGUUCCUUACAGAAUUUUUCUUCCUUUUUUCUGAAUGGCUGCACCUGUGGCAUAUGGACGUUUCUGGGUCAGGGAUUGAAUCUGAGCUGCAGCUGCUGUGACACCUGAUCCUUUAACCCACGGUACCACAGGGCUGAAGAUGGAACCCGUGCCUCUACAGGGACCCAAGCCACUGCAGUUGGAGUCUUAACCCACUGCGCCAUAGCGGGAAGCCCUCCUUAUAGAAUUCUAACUUAUAAACACAGAAGGAAUAAGGAAAAUGGAAAAUUACCAUUAAGCACCCCAGUAGUAACUGCUGCAGACAAGACCCACAGUUGACAGCUCAAAUGAACAGGGGAAAUUUGGAGGAGAAACAGGAAAUGUGCAAAGCCUCCCAGCUAUUGAGCCCCAAUAUUUUCUGAUCAUUGCAGCCGUUUUAACUUUCAUCCACAAAUGCUUUGAUAGUCCACCUCCCCCACAGGAGGUGCAGCUGGACCCCCUUCCGCUUCACAGUGAGCGGGAUGGUGACUUGCUUCUAAAGCACAGAGUAGGGGUGGGAAAGACAGCAACUCGGUGGAGACACGCCUGACACCUCCCGGGAGUGGGGGUGGGGGGUUGACGCAAGGUCAACACCACCCCUAAUGAUAUAAAUACCCCCACCUGGGGGUGGCGGGUGCCCUCUGUGUCAUGUGGGGAGGGCACCUCCUCACUUCUGUGGGACUUUUCCCCCAAAUCCAUGAGCCCAGCCCCGUCCUGAGACAAUAUCAGACGUACCCAAAUUGUGGGACAUUCUGUGAAAACCCUGACCAGUGUUCUUCAAAAGUGUCAGGCUCAGGAAAACCAAGGGAAGACUGAGAGAUCGUCACAGGGUGGAGACCAAGGAGAUGUGACAAUUGGAUGCGAUCUUGGAGGGGAUCCUGAAAAAGACAUUAGUGAAAAAACCAAUGACAGUUCAAAUUAGGCCUCUGCUGGUGUUAAUGUCUUAGUUGGUUUGCUUCGGGGCUGUGUCCCCCCAUGUGGAAGUUCCCAGGCCAAGGACUGAACCUGUGCCACAGCAGUGACAACACGAGAUCCUUAAACAUUAGGCUACCAGGGAACUCCAAUUUCUUAGUUUUGAGAGAUGUGCCACAGUUACACAAACGUUCACAUUUAGGAGAACCUGGGAGAAGUUUGUAUGAGAACACUGUAUUUAUGACUUUACUGUAUAUCUACAUUUAUUUCAAAAUGAAACAUUUUUUAAAAAUCCAGUUUCUGAGAGUUCCCAUCAUGGCUCAGCAGAAAUGAAUCUGAUGAGGAUCCAUGAGGACACAAGUUUGAUCCCUGGCCUUGC
Messenger RNA from Sus scrofa (pig), 4777 nucleotides. Lineage: Eukaryota; Metazoa; Chordata; Mammalia; Artiodactyla; Suidae. The record is from RefSeq and is a predicted model, not a curated record.